AUGGAGGAAAAGCUAAUCAGCGCUGUGGCUAACCACCCUGAGCUGUAUGAUGCCAGCUACUAUUUUUACCGAGACAGGAAUAAAAAGGACCUAGCUUGGAGACACAUAAGUGAGGAGAUCGGGCAACCUGAGGACAUCUGCAGGAGAAAGUGGAAGAGCCUCAGGGACACCUAUAAUAAGGAGAAGAGGGCAGAGAAGGAGAAGAGGAGUGGGUCGGCAGCAGGAUCGGGGAGGAGAUGGAAGUUCUUCGCGGUCAUGGGGUUUCUGGACCCCUUCCUCACCCCGCGGGAGACUAGCGGUAAUAUGGUGCGGACCGUGGAGAACUUCUCCCCCGAGGACCAGGGACAGCCCGAAGAGGCAGCAGGGGAGUGUCAGUCAGAAGAGUCAAGUAAUCAUGCAGCAGAGUCCUCCCAUGUUGCUUCUCCUGACUCCCCAGUCCCUGGUCCCUCCACUCCUGCUGCUGCACCCACAGGCCCACAGAGGAGGACAGCUCGAAGGCGGGCGAGGGAAGGGUCCCAGGACGGUCCAUCGGCGGUGGAGCUGGCUAUCCUGGAGACCCUAAAGAGGCCACGCCCGUCUGCAACUGAACAUUUCCUCCUCAGCCUUGUUCCUGCUCUGGAGAGCAUGCCGCCUCAGACACGAGAAUUCGACUUGGAAGUUUACAUCAGUGGUAUCAAGGUGACUACAGUGUACAAGAAUACAAUACAAGAUAUCAGUGGAUGCAGACACUUAGGUAUUGCAUAUGAACCUGACACUGUGGUGAGCGCUGAUCCAGAAACCUGCUCCAAACUCACCUGCUCUGAAACUGCAGUCCUUGAAACCAUUGGCUGUGGUCCACUGGAGCGUUGUCAAGGAAACAACACCUGUGUAGUGGACACCACCUGUACUGUGACUGGCCCAACUGUCAUCAACGUCCACGGCCAACUCAACUUCAUCAAGGAUCGGUGUGCUUACUCUCUGGUUUCUAUUCCGUCAAUCCCAAACCUGUACCUCGUGGCAAAUUUCAGAGACCGCCGUCGUGAAGAUGUGAGCUUAUUGGACAGCGUGAUACUGCGUCUAGAUGGGCCAGGUGUUCAUAUUCACCUGGAACAAGGCGGGAGAGUUUGGCUGGACAACUCCAUGUUGACCCUUGAAAGUUUGCCUCAGCUGGUUCAUGGUGUGCAGCUCUCUCAGGACCAAACUGGAGUCACUGCCAAGCUGUCGCUCUCCAACCUCAACAUUUCUGUCUUCUUUGACGGCUACACCGCACAGAUCCUCUUAGAAGGACCUGCUGGUUCAUCUGUGGAGGGUCUGUGUGGAAACUCCAGCAGGUCUCUGAGUGACCUGAGGCUCUCUGAGUACAGCUCCACCAGCUGUGAGAUGCAGUACAGUGAGCCUGCUGACACCACGAUCGACUGCACCAGUGUGACUGAACGCUGUAAUCUCCUGAAGGAGGCGCCCUUCUCCUCCUGUAACACUGACAUUGACCCAGAGCCCUACAUAACCGCCUGCACCGACACUUUGUGUAAAUAUCCUGCAGUGGAUGGACUCAACUGUCAGUUCCUGAAGGCCUACGCCAGAGCCUGCAGUCUACACAACCACGCUCAGGAUGGCUGGACAUCAAAGACCGGCUGCUCCUCUGAGGCCUUCUGUCAGGACAGGACCUGCAGCGAUCACGAGUUCUGUGGUGAGAAGACGGUCAGUGGUGACACUCGCUGCUUUUGUCGGGCCAUUUUUUCCUCCAAGUACCAAGAAAUCAACUCUUUGGGUGAUGCAACGGUCUGCAUGCAGGACUCUGCUUCAGUCACUCUGGUCGGUUGUCUCGUGGAGGACAAACGCAUCAAUUACUCUGCUUUACAGCUCAACGACCCGACCUGCAGGGGUCAGGUGGACGAGCUCACCCACAUGGUGACCUUCAGCUUCAACAGCAGCAACAGAUGUGGGACGGUGGUCACGACCAACAACAGCUACGUCAUCUAUAAGAACACCAUCAGGAGCCAGAAUUACUCUUUUGACGUCAUCACUCGCAACCAGUUCCAGAUCGACUUCUCCUGUGUUCACAGUCAGCCGAACAUCCACACUGCAACCUUCAGAAUCAGAGACUGCUCCGUUGCACAGAAGAUCUCAUGUGGAGCUUGGAAUUACACUCUGAUUAUCAAGGCCUACACCGACGCUGGGCGGACACAAGUUGUGCAGCUAAACAGUCAAGUGAGACUGAACCAGAGGAUCUGGGUAGAGCUGGAGACUAAUGGGCUGGAUGGAAGCAUGGUCACUGUGGUGAGCGACUCCUGCUGGGCAACCAACCAGGCAUCACCUACCAGCAGUCCAAGACAUGAUCUGAUCAUUAACGGUGAGAGAUACUCAGACUGUGCGAACCCUGCUGACCUGACAGUGGCAGUGGAGCAAAACGGACUGGGAACCUCCACCUUGUUUUCGUUCAACAUGUUCCGGUUCACUGGGGGUUCUGGUGAAGUCUACCUGCACUGCAAACUCCACCUGUGUCCCAAAGAGGAGACCAGCUGCAUACCGAAUUGUAAUGCAGCAGCUCGCAGACGCAGAUCUGUUGGAUCCAAAUACGAAGGUGAAGCCUCCAUCGGCAUGUCCUGGACUCAUUAGGUAACUUCAGGUGAC
Molecule: messenger RNA, 2610 nt
Organism: Maylandia zebra (zebra mbuna)
Lineage: Eukaryota; Metazoa; Chordata; Actinopteri; Cichliformes; Cichlidae
Source: RefSeq, a predicted model, not a curated record